ACUGUUAAUACAUCCACCAUAGAAUCAUCUUCUCUCCAUCUGCUCCCGCUCCCACCUUCCUCUCGCGUGGGGAAGCGAACGGUCUGUUCAGCAUAACCCACAACGCCAAUCCCGGACAGCUCAGCUUCGGGAAGAAGCGAGGUAUUCAACACGCUUCUCAUCCCCGCCUUCUAUGCGAAGUCGCCGCUUUCAAAUGAACCAGGAAGGCUGCCCACAAAGCUACCCGAUGUACAUGGGUCUCCGGUUCGGACAGUGCCAUGACCCGUAUAACCGAGCCUCUCCACUAGAAGAGUAUACCCGAGGCUAUCGACUUCCAGCUUGUCUCACAGUGAGACAUAUUUUUGAGAAUUAUUUCGAGUAUAACGAUAUUUGCAGACAUAAGCAGAGGAUAAAAAAAGAUUUCAAGGCGUGGACCUUGCAUUUGGCCUCGUUCUUACCCAUCUCCCAAGUUCGCAGACAUGCCGACGAGAACAAUGUCGCAAUCGACCUAGUCGACCGAUGCGGAUCGAACAAGAGCGCCGUUCGAUGCCCGGUGACUGGAUCCAGAUGUGUCGUGCAAUCAAGUUGUAAAAUGAGAAUAAUAUCCGAAUCAAACGUAAUCCAGAAUUUUGUGAUACGGGAAACAAAAUUGACCGGCUUCCUCGACAGUGAGGAAUCCUCAUCCGUAGUAUAUGUUCGCAAUCCGACACCCGCUAACCUCCACAGAAAAGUAAGGAUGGUAGGAGUCGCCCCAUCACGGAGUAAAUUGCGAUUUUGAUUUCAGCACAUCUUCGGCACAACCGACAGUCAUUGAAAAGACCGAAUUGCAAUUUG
Molecule: messenger RNA, 813 nt
Organism: Amorphotheca resinae ATCC 22711
Lineage: Eukaryota; Fungi; Ascomycota; Leotiomycetes; Helotiales; Amorphothecaceae
Exons: 2
Coding region: 173-757 (194 amino acids)
Source: RefSeq, a predicted model, not a curated record